CCAAGUUUGAUUUUUUCUGCUGGAGACGUCAGCUCUGAUGUGUCGAUGCGCAUGUAGAAAUGCCACGCUUUAUUGACUUUAUCAUGAGUAAUCGUAGUACAAUAGUUUCCGAGUACAACGACCCGUAUUCCAAAUAAUCGCAUUCAAUGGCGAAAUGGAGAGAUAAAGACGGCCCGUCCCGCUGUUUUUCGGCCAUCUUCACGCAAAUGACGAUCUUUGGCGAGGCAAGAUGGCGUCGAGCGAUGGCCUCUCCUCUUUGGGACCGGACGGAGCUUCGGCCGCCGCUCGCGCGCUCUCCCUCCCCGCCGAGGCUUACGGCAACGACGAGCGUCUGGAGGCGAUGUGGGCCGUGAAGGCCUACAACCACGCCGAGGUUUACUUCAACCUCAUCUCCUCUGUGGACCCGAAGUUCCUCAAGUUGACAAAGAUGGACGACGACAUCUACGCCACCUUCAGGGCGACCUUCGAGGACCUGGACAUCAAAGUGCUGGACCCGGACCGGCUCAAGUCGGCCGAGGCCAAAGAGAGGUGGCGCCCUUUCUGCAACCACUUCCAAGGACUGGUGGAGGACUUCAACUACGGGACUCUGCUGCGACUGGACUGCCAGAAGGACUACACAGAAGAAAACACCAUUUUCGCCACCCGGAUCCAGUUCUUUGCCGUGGAGAUCGCCCGGAACCGAGAAGGCCUCAAUAACGCAGUCUUCGAGUCAGAGUCCUCCAAGAGUUAACCUACGACCGCCUUGUGCUCGUUUGGAUGCGGACCGGCGGAGAUUAAAAGUUGUCACGGUG
This is a messenger RNA of Syngnathoides biaculeatus (alligator pipefish), 791 nucleotides long. RefSeq names its product polysaccharide biosynthesis domain containing 1 (gene pbdc1). Gene Ontology annotation, cellular component: cytoplasm. The transcript is spliced from 6 exons. Bases 230 to 730 code for a protein of 166 amino acids. Lineage: Eukaryota; Metazoa; Chordata; Actinopteri; Syngnathiformes; Syngnathidae. The record is from RefSeq and is a predicted model, not a curated record.